CCAAAAUCUAACGUUAUUGUCGCUAUGUUUGUGCGAAAUUUGACCUGAGAAAGAGAUCAUGGGUGUGCAAGCUAGUCGCAGCACGAUCGUAUCACAGUGUUGAUGAUUCUGCGGCAGAUUUGGGGUAAUUGAAUGGCAACUCCUUUCGACGCAUGCACGCAACCUUCACUAGAUCAUCAGCAUGGUCCCUCUUCCUCUGUUCAAGUUUGCUGCUCUCUUCGUGAGGCACGUAUCCAAAUAUGGCGCUAAUUGGAUCAAGGUGCAAGCUCAUGACCAUCCAAAAUUUCGAGCAGUCGCGGCAAGAUAUGGACAAACUAUGCAUCAGAUCAAUAUGCGAAUGGCGGUUACAUUACUUCGAGAUGCUGCAGCCGAAAAGAGAGCCAGGGAGAAGGCCGAGGCCCCUACCGUGAAGACUGAGGAGCAGAUGCGCCAUGAUGAGGCGAUGAAAGAGAAGAAUGCAGCAAAGGAGAAGGCAGAGAAAAAGGAAGCUUCGAAAAGCAUUUGGAGACGAAGAUUCCGGCCUCUACCAGAAAAUAAAGCUGUUGAUCUCUUCGCUGACGUUAUCGGGGACUCCUUCAUUCUUCUCAUUGCCAGCGGGCUCAUUUUAUACGAAUACAUAAGGGCAAAGGGGAAACCGGACGUCAAUGCUGAGAAGAUAGCAGAGCUGAGCGAGAAGUUGAAGGAGUUGGAUCAGCGGGAGAUCGAAUUGGAAGAGGCCGAGAGGGCACGCCAGAAGAGGGUGGAGACCCUGGAGCAAGCACUCGAGGAGAUGCGAAAAGCUAGUGGUAAGAAGAGGUCUUUGCCAUGUGCAUCAUAGGGAUUGGCUAUGCGCAGGCAGGAAGUCACCCAUUCGAGAGGGCGGCCUUGGCUCUGUCCCAGAGACUAGAGAUGAGAAGAAUUGUUUUCAGUGAGGAGAGUCUCUUUGUAAGAUCAGUGGAUUUGAACACGGCUCAUAAGUCACGAAGUUGCGAAUUGCUCAGUUAGAGGGAGGGGGACUUCGCUUCUCGAAAAGAAACUAGCGCUGUAACUCUACUCUAAAUCUGUACAUUCUACUCUGCAAACAAUCUAAACUCAAACACUCAAAUUUCCUUGUGGAAGAAGCCUGGCUUUCACAGCCUCCCAUUCGAGUGCUGUUCGAAGACUUGAUAAGGCAGUCGCCUUCUCUCGACGAGGCUUUCGAGACUUUUGCCAGUCUUCAAAUCUGAACAAUCAUGUUCUGCUCUUCUCUAAGAAAGCGGCCUGAAUGGAGCGCUCUUCCAACUACGCUUCUCUCCUCAGAGCAGCCAAAAUGGCAAG
Messenger RNA from Hyaloscypha bicolor E, 1296 nucleotides. RefSeq lists its product as uncharacterized. The coding region runs from base 182 to 817 and encodes 211 amino acids. Gene Ontology annotation, biological process: regulation of lipid metabolic process. The record is from RefSeq and is a predicted model, not a curated record. NCBI's taxonomy places the organism in Eukaryota, Fungi, Ascomycota, Leotiomycetes, Helotiales, Hyaloscyphaceae. Gene Ontology annotation, cellular component: mitochondrion. The transcript is spliced from 2 exons.